AUGUCAUUUUCCACUCAGAAUCGGACCCUUGCCGUGAAUAAUUUCAGACGACAAGUCGACGGUUGGGUGGAUCAAUCCACACUUCGACUGUGGCACGCAACGACGAGCGUCAAGUUGGAGGCUUGGAAGAGCGACGCGAGCAAUUCGGAGGACUACAAAUUGAUACGGAGCAUUUCGCACAAUCUGCUGAACAAGCCUGGCGCGCCCUCAACGACCCGGCCGAUAACAGCCUACAAAGCGUUAGCCCAGUACCUGAUCGCAGCUCUGUUGACAAUCCGGGAACUGGCGUCACUCAGUGCCGCCAAGAUCGACACGGAGGUCUUCCACCUUCUCAUAUCGGAGGCGCAUGAACAUUUGACUGUGACUCGGAGCGGAGCCCUGUCAUGGCAAUUCACCAACGUCAUAUCGCCCACCAUCAUGUGUAUGAAAAAGACAUGCAAGCACUAUUUCGAGGCAGCCCAGAGCAGGACAGGCGGCAAGCUCUGCUACGUCCGAAUGCAGCAUUUCCUCCGCCAGGCGUUUGUGCUCCCUUCGCCGCUGGCAACGGGUGGAAAGACGAACAUCGGCAUCAUCAGUCGCGAAUUCUUGGCCAUCUACAAGACGUGCUGCGACCGACUGUGGAGAAAUCUUGGAUACACAAAGAUAAAAUACAUCGCCGGAGAGUUUGGGGCUCAGGAUCCUGGCGCGCACCGGUUUUUGGAAGCGGACCACUGCGGCUGCCUUGUAGGUUUGCUGAAUCGCAACGCAGAGGGCGAGCUGCUCGCAGGAGAUGGCGACAAGCGGUGGCUUACGAAGCCGAAAGAAUUGACACCGUCGCCACUAAGAGUGUCAGGGUCAGCCACAGACCCAGACUGGGAGGAGGACGCCGACGGCGAGAAUGGCGGCGACAACGAGGAUGAGGACGGGUGGGAGGACGUGGAGGACGUAGAGGAGGAGGAGAAGGAGGACGUGGAGGACGACCACGGCGACGAUGGGGAUGAGGACGAGGAGGACGACGUCGAUAAGGCACCGCCAUAUUGA
Messenger RNA from Anthostomella pinea, 1020 nucleotides. The record is from the annotation of a GenBank genome assembly. NCBI's taxonomy places the organism in Eukaryota, Fungi, Ascomycota, Sordariomycetes, Xylariales, Xylariaceae.